Vicia villosa (hairy vetch) is the source of this 654-nucleotide messenger RNA. Its product is annotated as extensin-like. The record is from RefSeq and is a predicted model, not a curated record. NCBI's taxonomy places the organism in Eukaryota, Viridiplantae, Streptophyta, Magnoliopsida, Fabales, Fabaceae. The coding region runs from base 1 to 654 and encodes 217 amino acids. The transcript has a single exon.
AUGGCUCCACCAAAACCUCCAAACCCUUCUUCCAAAGAAAUUUUGGAAGAGGCUAUCCAAAUGUCUACCCAACACUUUAACAAUGCUAUGGCUGAAACUCAAGAACAAAUAGAUGUAAGGUUUGCACAAAUUUCUGCAUCUAUAGCUCAACAAAUGGGUGAGAUUCAUACAAGGCUGAAUUCCGAAAAGGAAGAUGAAGAUGCUAAGUAUGAAGCUCUCAUUGCUGCCAUUCAAAAAGCUGGGUUAAACCGUGAGAAACAGCCCAUGACAGCAGCGGCUACCCCUUCAGCGUCACACUCAGGUACUGCACAACAUUCUGCUACUGUUUCUUUUGGUUCUACUCCGUUCACACAAACCCUUACAUCUGCACAUACCCCUCUUCGAAACUCACCAAACCAUAUACACAGCAACCCACAGCCUUCUGUUUUUACUACCCCUACACUAACAGCAGCACCUCCACCGCCACCUUUUCACACAUAUUCCCCUUAUAGUCAUCCACAAACUACUUUCAUCCCUCCCCACACCAUUCCCCACCCUUUCCCACAACCAGACUUUUACCAACAACAACCCCAUAUUCCUACCUUACCCCCCCCCCCCCCCCCCCACGUUCCCCUAAACUCGAAUUGCCAUUAUUUGAUGGAUCUAAUCCCUUAG